GGAGAAAUCGCGCUUCCGGCGUCGCCAUCCGCGCAGAUUCCGAGAUUGACACGCAGUGCGCGCGGACGCAUCACGCUCCUCUCUCAGCAUGGAAAACUCACCGUAGCCUGGCGUUGACUCCACAUCCAGACAAACUGCACGUUUAACGCUGGAAGCUGCGCGUCGGGCUAUGGAUUCCUCCACCAACAGUCUGGAUGAUGUGUCAGCAGACGGCAGCACUGAUUUCCCCGACCGCAGUUCCUCCGUGGAGGUGCGUCUGCAGGCGCAGGAGGAUGAGAUCACGCUGCUGAAGUCGUCGCUGGCUGAUGCUCUGCGGAGAAUCCGGAUGCAUGAUCAGCUGCUGCCAUUGCUGAAGCAGCAGCUGAUAGCAGUGAACCCCAGUGCUGCCCGGGUACUGAACCAUGUGUGUCACUCAGACGGUUUCACCAGCGGCAGAAAACUCUCAUCAAGUUCAGCCAACGAUGGAAUUUACCACGCUGCCACGGCCGCCAGCCAACAGUCAGAGAGCAUUGUGAGCAAUGCUAACGGCCACAUAGGAAGCAGAGUAUCUGCAGAGCAGCAAGGCAGACUGCCAUCACUGGACAAGGCAACUCAGACUGAGCCCACCAUGUCCACUCUAUCGAGACGUGACCAGAGCCUCCAUCUUGAAGACGGCCUUCCUCCAAGGGAGCUCGACGGGACACGAGGCAAACUCCACCGGGUCCCUGGCAUGGAGGACGAGGAAGAGGAGGACCAGGUGGAUGAAGAAGUCGGCGGGGACCAAGAAAAAGAAACGAGUUGGUCUUCGUCAGUGGAGGAGCCUAUUCAACCAACAACAGUGAGAUCCCUUCAGAGGGAAGAAUGCCUGGAUCGAAGCUGCUCUCCGGACGAUCCGGGUUCUGCCCCGGCCUCCCUCGGCUCAGACCAAAACCUGCGAUCUGGACCCCUGUCUCCCAUCCAAGAAGCAGAAAGGACGCUGGUUCGUAGAAACAGCGAGAAGCUGCCGAACCCAGAGAGGCAAAGGAAGCGUCUGGACAAGAAGGCAGCGUCUUCUGCCAACCUGCUGACCCGCUCUCCCAGCCUGGAGAGCCGGGCGAAGGAGCUGAUAGCCAGUGCAGGUUCACCCGGCUCAAGAAGAGGAACGUACAGCCAAGAACAGUCAAUUAAAAUGUUCAUCCGUGGCCGACCCAUCACCAUGUACGUCCCAUCCAACAUCCAGAACUAUGACAACCUGAAGAUGGAGCUGCCUUCAGAGAGCCUGGAGCUGGACUGGGUCUAUGGUUACCGGGGACGGGACUGCCGUGCUAACUUAUUCUUCCUUCCAUCGGGUGAAGCGGUUUACUUCAUUGCUUGUGUCAUUGUGCUCUAUCACAUCAAGAACCGCACGCAGCGCCACUACCGCAAGCACACCGACUCUGUCCGAUGUCUUGCUGUUCAUCCUGACAAUGUUCGAGUGGCAUCUGGACAGACAGCCGGCGUGGAUAAAGAUGGAAAGCCAAUGCAGGCAUGUGUUCAUAUUUGGGACUCUACUACCCUGGUCACCCUGCAGCAAAUAGGGCUUGGAACCUUCCAGAGGGGAGUGGGAAUGGGAUCACUGGCAUUCUCCAUUGCUGACUCUGGAACCUUCCUUUCUGUGAUUGAUGACUCUAAUGAACAUAUACUGUCUGUGUGGGAUUGCACCAAGGGGACCAAGCACGCAGAGAUUAAGACGACCAAUGAGGCUGUGUUUGCUGUGGACUUCAACCCCAGUGACAGUAACGUCAUCAUCACCUGUGGGAAAUCCCACGUCUACUUCUGGACACUCAGUGCAGGGCAGUUCACCAAGAAACAAGGCAUCUUCGGAAAAUACAAGAAGCCCAAGUUCAUCCACUGCUUUGUGUUCAGCCUAACUGGAGAUGUUCUGACCGGAGACUCUGAAGGCAACAUCCUGCCAUGGGCGAAGUCUGCUGCAGAUACCAAAACACUUGGUAAAGGGGCCAAAGAAACCUAUCAGAUUGUGCGACCAAUCAAAGCACACGAAGGCAGUGUGUUUACCCUGUGCACCCUGAAGUGUGGAGCUCUGCUCAGUGGAGGGGGAAAGGACCGCAAGAUCAUCCGCUGGAGCGCCGACCUGGCUCCAGAGAGAGAGUGUGAGAUUCCAGAAAAAUUUGGGGCUGUCCGCACCGUUGCAGUUGUGGAUGAUGAGGGACUUUUGGUUGGUACAACCCGAAAUGCAAUCCUCAGAGGAUCUUUCUCUGAUGGGUUUGUUGCCAUAGUUCAGGGUCAUUUAGAUGAGAUGUGGGGUCUCGCUACUCAUCCCUCUCAGAACAUUUUCCUCACCUGUAGCCAUGACAGGCAGGUGUGUUUGUGGAACACAGAGGAACACAACCUGGACUGGUGUAUCACCCUCGAGGAGUAUGGGUUGUGUGCUGAUUUCUGCCCCAGUGGAUCGGUUGUGUCUGUUGGCCUCAGCACAGGAAGGUGGGUGGUCCUCGACUUGGUGACCAAGGAGGUGAUUUCUGAAUCCAUAGAUGGGAAUGAACAGCUGUCAGUCAUGAGAUAUUCACCAGACGGACGCUUUUUAGCUGUCGGCUCUCACGACAACUUUAUCUACAUCUACAGCGUGACAGAAAGUGGCCGCCGCUACAAUCGCUUCGGAAGGUGUAAUGGACACUCCAGCUUCAUAACUCACCUUGACUGGUCCAAAGACGGCUGUUACAUUGUGUCAAAUUCAGGCGACUAUGAGAUACUCUACUGGGACAUUGCAGGAGGAUGCAAGCUGUUGAGGAACCGCUUUGAGAGCAAAGACAGAGAAUGGGCCUCUUUCACUUGUGUGCUGGGUUUCCAUGUCAUAGGUGUGUGGUUGGAGGGCUCAGACGGAACAGACAUCAACGCCCUGUGUCGCUCCCACAAUGAGAGGGUGGUGGCCGUGGCCGAUGACUUCUGCAAGGUCCACCUCUUCCAGUACCCCUGCCCUAAGCCUAAGGCACCAAGUCACAAGUACGAGGGCCACGGGAGUCACGUAACCAACGUCUGCUUCACCCACAAUGACUCCCACCUUCUCUCCAUUGGCGGGAAGGAUACCUGCAUCCUGCAGUGGAAGAUGACUGGAGGUGGGGUGGGAGAAAGCAGGGAGACACUGGCCUCUGCCUCCUCCACCUCCACCAGCUCUCCGGAGCCUCCAGCCAGCUAGACGGAGCUGCUGGUGCUGCCAGUGAAGGGAGGGAAGCUGUCUGCUCACAGCCACUGAGGCUAAUCAGUGAUCAGUUUCAUUUAGCCUCUGCUGCACCACUGCCGUCAGUCUCAUGAGCACAGAGGGAUUCUCUUCAGGGGACAAUGUCCAUUUUAACCCCCCACCAUAACUUUGUAAAUCCAUCUGAAACUGAUACAUGUGACAGAAUCUUUUGCAUUCUGAUGUGUAAGUGGUGAGGAAAGUUAGCAUGUGUGUUGAGUGGUGCAUAAUGUGACUGUUAUUACCUUAUAGUUUCUGUGAACAUGCCUGUUUAAGUCGUGUUGAGUUUUGUGUUGCAUUAUAACAUGCAGUAUGCCACAGUGCCUAUAGAAAUGCUCUUCUAUAUUUUUGUACUUUAAACAGAAGUGACCAGUGUUGGCUGUUUCUGUGCAUUUACGAAACAAGAUGGAGAACAACUCCUGUCAACGCGAACCCUGCUUAUCUUACUAAUUCAUUCAUUUCUGUGACCUUAGAUCAGUUUACUUGAAAAUUAUUAUUUGUGGUAAAUGUUUCUCUUUUUUGUAUUGAUUAUUAAUACAAACAAUAAAAACUGAAAGUUG
Molecule: messenger RNA, 3750 nt
Organism: Poeciliopsis prolifica (blackstripe livebearer)
Lineage: Eukaryota; Metazoa; Chordata; Actinopteri; Cyprinodontiformes; Poeciliidae
Gene: eml3
Product: EMAP like 3
Exons: 24
Coding region: 170-3151 (993 amino acids)
Biological process (GO): microtubule cytoskeleton organization
Cellular component (GO): mitotic spindle
Molecular function (GO): microtubule binding
Source: RefSeq, a predicted model, not a curated record